GAAUUCUGAUUGAGGGCUUUUCUUGGUUGAAGUAUUAGAUUAUUUCUUGGUUAUCUAAUCUUUGCAUGAAUAUAUGCAUGGAUAACUCCUGCUUUCGUUAUCUUUGAAGUAUUAGAUUGUUUCCUGGUGUUUUUCUCAUGAAAUUCUAUUGGGGGCCAGCGGGAAAUUAAAAUAACACUCUCUCGACAAUCUAUAGUGAUGUUUCGAACUAAUGCAUAAAUAAAUUUAAAGGAAUAGAAAUUCUAGUACUCUCAAAUUGCAUGCAAGACAUAUUGGUUUAAUUUACGAGAGUUGAGAGCUAGAAGCAACCUAGCUAGCUCAUGGAAUCAAACUACCAAAAUACAACUAUAUAUUAUCAACUGCUCCCAUGUACGUGUUUCUAUAAUCCUAUUAGGAAACUAACCCCGGUUGCAGAAUCGGAGAACGCAUGCAGGAUGAUGCAUGGCUGCUGUGCAAUUAUAUCCCCUAGCAAGAUCUGCCACCUUUUGAUUCUUUUGGCUCCAUCAAAAUCUACCGAGUACCCAGAUUGUAAGAAUCCCCUACAGAAUGGGUUGUAGAGGGUCCAUCCUUUAGUGCAAAACUCAUAUGAAUCCUUAACCCUUGGCCUAUCCACUUUGCUGACCGUUAAUAACUGCAAGUAUUACGUAUAAGCCGCCUGUAAUCCCUUCUUCGAACCAGGAACGCAUACUGAAACAUUGUUUUUGCUACAUGUUCCAGGUUAACAGAUAAAUGGCAAAGGAAAAUGGCAAAAGUGAAGCCACCAUCGCCAUAACAAGAUGGGAGCCGGUGUUGGUUUAUCCAGUCGAGGAAACCGGCGACGAGUACUUCUUCCUAUCGAAUCUAGACCAGAACAUUGCCGUCAUUAUGAAAACGGUGCACCUCUUCCAGGCGAACGAGAGGAGAAGCAGCGACGAUGUAGGCCAAGUGAUAAAGGGGGCUCUUGCUAAGCUUCUGGUCCAUUUCUACCCUCUUGCAGGAAGCCUCACCAUCAGCUCGGAGGGAAAGCUGAUCGUCAAGUGUGAUGGACAUGGCGUGCCGUUCGUCGAGGCAGUGGCCGAGUGUGCCAUGGAAGUAUUAGGAGAUAUCUCCACUCCGGAUCCUGAGAAGCUUGGAAAGCUAGUCUAUACUGAUCCUGGAGCCAAGAGCCUCUUGGAGACUCCUCUCCUUACGGUUCAGGUGACAAGGUUCAGGUGUGGAGGUUUCGUCGUGGGCCUAGCCAUGAACCACUGCAUGGUUGAUGGACUUGCGGCCAUGGGAUUCCUCAAAUCAUGGGCCGAGAUCGCCCGCGGCCUCCCCCUCUCCACCCCGCCCUUUUUGGACCGGACCAUCCUGCGGGCUCGGCAGGCCCCCAAGCCCGAAUUUCCCCACCACGAGUUCGAUGACAUUGAAGACGUCUCGAACCUGGCCCAGCUCUACACCUCCGAGCCACUCCAACACCGGUCCUUUACCUUCGAUGCCGCCAAGCUAGGCCGGCUCAAACAAAUGGCGAUGGAGGGUGAUGGGCCCCUUGAGAGCUACACAAGCUUCACAGCGCUAACGGGCCUGAUCUGGCGGGCUAGGACUCGGGCCUUAAACAUGGGCCCCCACCAAAAGACCAAGCUGCUGUUUGCGGUGGACGGCCGAGCACGGCUCGAGCCGCCCCUCCCGGUCGGGUUUUUUGGGAAUGGGAUCAUCCUGGCCUGCUGCCUAUGCGAGGCAGGGGAGCUCCUAGACCAGCCGCUGUCUUUCGCGGCCCGGUUGGUCCAGACCGCAGUCCGAGGGACGACCGAUGGGUUCAUCCGGUCCGCGAUCGAUUACUACGAGGUGACCCGGGCGAGGCCGUCGCUGACCGCGACGCUACUUGUGACCACGUGGACUCAGCUGGGUUUAAGCAGCUUGGAUUUCGGGUGGGGUGAGGCGGUUCAGACCGGUUUGGUCGAUCUGCCCCAAAAGGAGGUGGCUUUGUUUAUUCCCGUUUGGAAGGAGAGCAAGAGCACCGUGGUGGUGUUGGGACUGCCAGCUCCUUGCAUGGAGGUCUUCCAAGAGCUGAUGGAUUUCUAGACUUUUCAGGAUGAAAAGGGCCAUGGCAAAUAACUUCACACUUGGAUCAGAAAAAAGGACUGUGCUCCGUACUGUUUUAUUGAUGUGAAUGUAAUAGAAACCUAGAAAAUAGCGAUUGUUCGAACCAAAAAAAAAAAAAGAGGAAGAAGUGAAUUGUACACUUGGCCUUAAAAUUUGGCAAGAACAAGGGAUUAUUCCAUGUAUUAUUUUCUCGUCUGCAGGGUGUGCAAUAAAUGAAAGCACCUGUUUAACUUGUUAUGUA
Messenger RNA from Phoenix dactylifera (date palm), 2302 nucleotides. NCBI's taxonomy places the organism in Eukaryota, Viridiplantae, Streptophyta, Magnoliopsida, Arecales, Arecaceae. The record is from RefSeq and is a predicted model, not a curated record.